This is a messenger RNA of Dentiscutata heterogama, 2545 nucleotides long. The record is from the annotation of a GenBank genome assembly. Lineage: Eukaryota; Fungi; Glomeromycota; Glomeromycetes; Diversisporales; Gigasporaceae.
GAAAUAUUAAGACCGGAGUCCCUAGUUGUGCAUUGUCUCGUCAAAAUUUAGAAACAUUUCUACGUGAUGCUUUAUUGAAUAAACAAAUGAAGAUUGAGAUAUGGGCUCAAGAACAAAAAAAAGCCAACUCUUGGAAAAUAAUUCAACAAGCUUCGCCUGGGAACAUACAAGAUCUCGAAGACUUUUUGUUUUCAAAUGUUGAAAUUAGUACUUCACCUGUCGUGCUUAGCGUUAAAUUGCAAAAUUUAGGUGAUCAAAAAAUAGUUGGUGUAGCUUUUGCCGACACUACUAUUCGUGAGUUGGGCGUAUCUGAAUUUAUUGAUAAUGAGUUAUUCUCAAAUUUUGAGCUCGGCGUGAGAGAAUGUAUAAUUCAAUCAGACGAAGCUCAUAAAGAUUAUGAACUUACAAAAUUACGAGAAGUGAUCGAGAAAUGUGAUAUUGUCAUUACUGAACUUAAGAAAAGUCAUUUCAAUAUUAAGGAUAUUGAACAAGAUCUAAACCGUUUAUUGGGUGAUGAAAUAUCUGUGGUUUCUCUAUCCGAAUUUGAAAUGAAAAAUGCGAUGGCUGCUUGUGCGAGUAUUAUUAAAUAUUUGUCACUUUUGACGGACACUAGCAAUUUCGGUUAUUAUAUUUUACGACAUCAUGAUUUAUCGCAAUAUAUGAAAUUGGAUGCAUCUGCGUUAAGAGCGUUAAAUUUGAUGCCGAGUCAACAUGAUGGCCCUAAUAAAAAUACAAGUUUAUACGGCCUUUUGAAUAAGUGCAAGACUUCUCAAGGAUCAAGGAUGUUGAGUCAAUGGCUUAAACAGCCAUUGAUGAACUUAAAAGAAAUUGAGCAAAGACAAACUUUCGUGGAAAUAUUCGUGAACGACACGGAACUCCGACAAUCUUUAAGAGAAGAACACCUUAAUAGCCUGCCUGAUCUUCACCGUCUAGCUAAGCGUUUUCAAAGAGGAAAGGCUACAUUACAGGAUGUUAUACGGGUAUAUCAAGCGAUUCAAAAGUUACCUGGGCUUAUAGGCGCUUUUGAAUUAUUCAAUUCAAUGGAUGACACGUUAAGAGAUCUUAUAGAGGAAAUAUUUCUCACUAAGCUAAGGGAGCACAAUGACCAGCUUGAAAAGUUUAAGGAGUUGGUUGAAACAACAGUUGACUUUGAAGCUGCAGAGCAUCACCAUUACGUGCUCAAGGCUGAUUUUAACGAUGAACUAAAAGUAAUCAAAGAAAAACUUGACAAGACUAUGAGAGAAAUGAAUAAAGAACAUCAAAUGGUCGGAAGAAAACUCGGGUUGGAUACAGAAAAGAAACUUCAUUUUGAAAAACAAGCAACUUACGGAUAUUGUUUGCGAAUGUCCAGACUUGAAGCUAAUUGCCUUCGUGAACAACCAGAAUACAUUGAGCUCGCAACACAACGAACCGGUGUGUUUUUUACAACACGAAAGUUGAAAGAAUUAAGUUCUGAUUUUUUGAGCGAAUCAGAACAUUAUGAAGACGUACAAAGUUCUCUUGUAAAAGAGGUUAUCAACAUUUCUGCCUCUUAUUGCCCGGCAUUGGAAACUUUAAAUGUGUUAUUGGCACAUAUUGAUGUCUUGGUUACUUUUGCAGAUGUUUCUGUACGUGCACCUACGCCUUAUAUUCGACCAAAAAUGAUGGAUAAAGGUGAAGGUCAUGUUAUCUUAAAAAACGCGCGUCAUCCUUGUUUAGAAAUUCAAGAUGAUGUUUCGUUUAUUCCAAAUGAUGUCGAAUUAAUUCGAGGCCGAGGUGAAUUGCAAAUUAUCACAGGCCCAAAUAUGGGUGGCAAAUCGACAUACAUUCGACAAAUUGGUGUUAUUGCUUUGAUGGCGCAAGUUGGAUGCUUUGUUCCAUGUAUGGAAGCAAGUUUAUGCAUAUUUGAUUGUAUACUUGCUAGGGUGGGCGCUGGCGACAGUCAACUUCGAGGUGUAUCUACAUUUAUGCUGGAAAUGCUAGAAACUGCCACAAUUCUGAAGACUGCGACAGCAAAUUCUUUAAUUAUUAUUGACGAACUUGGACGAGGAACAAGCACAUAUGAUGGAUUUGGACUGGCUUGGGCCAUAUCAGAGCACAUAUCGACACAAAUACGGUGUUUUUGCUUAUUUGCGACACAUUUUCACGAACUAACUGCAUUAAGCGAAGAAGUUCCACAUGUGCGUAAUCUCCAUGUUACAGCGCACAUUGACCAGAAAGCUUGUGGAACACGCGACAUAACAUUAUUAUACAAAGUUACUGAAGGUGUUUGUGAUGAAAGCUUUGGUAUUCACGUUGCUGAAUUAGCCAAUUUUCCAGAAAUUGCCGUUAAACUUGCGAGAAGAAAAGCAAAUGAAUUGGAAGUCUUUAUGAAACAUGAAAAAGAUCAAGACGCGAAAGACAAAUGUUCAAAACAGGAAAUUGAGGAAGGAGAUAUAAUCAUUAAGGAAUUUCUUAGGGAUAUUGCCCAGACUCCCAACAUUGAAUCCAUGAACCAUAAUUCAAUAUUAGAUCGUAUUCAGGAAGUAAAAGGCAAAUAUCAAGAAAAAAUUGAGGGGAAUCCAUG